Messenger RNA from Entamoeba invadens IP1, 702 nucleotides. RefSeq lists its product as hypothetical. The coding region runs from base 1 to 702 and encodes 233 amino acids. The record is from RefSeq and is a predicted model, not a curated record. NCBI's taxonomy places the organism in Eukaryota, Evosea, Mastigamoebida, Endamoebidae. The transcript has a single exon.
AUGGGCAAUCGAGCAUCUCAAACAUUCACAAGUGUGUUGAAUAUACAAAAACACACUAAGAAAGUACACCACAAAAAGAUCUCGACAUUCAAUAACAAGAAUAUAAAACCCCAUAAUUUAUAUCAAGUGGACAAAGUAUGUGUAAGUGAUAAAGAUGAAUGUGUGCCAGAAGAUAUUUCAUUACUUGCAUUCCUUAUCUCAAAAUCAGUCAAACAAAAUAUUAAAAUGUUAUAUGACAGUGCACUCGCUGGGUUUGAAGGAAGAGACUUGGUGUCUUCUAUUCAAUACAAUUCGCACCUUCUAUUUAUUAUAGAAAGUGACAAAGACUUCUUUGGGUUUUAUCAAAGAGACACAUUUGACCCUCAAAUGAAUAUAAAGUCCAAUAUGAGACAAGCCAAUGCUAAGUCGGAAGAGGUAUUACUCUUCUCUUUAAAUAAAACCACAAACAAAGACAUCGUUCCUUUGUUCUUUAAAAAAAAUUGUGUCACAAAACACUCGUUUUCUGUGUAUGACAACUACCACAAUUUGUUUAUGAAUUGUUCAGGGGCAUUUUGGAUUGAAAAUAAUGGGACGGUCUUUUUCAAUACUAGUUUACCAAAGUGUUUUGAUGUCUCAUCUUCAAACAGAAAUUCAAUAUACUCCAACAAUUCAAUGAAGUGUAAAUUGAAGAUCAAUAGAUUUUGUGUUGUAACUUGUUUGUAA